This is a messenger RNA of Dibothriocephalus latus, 558 nucleotides long. NCBI's taxonomy places the organism in Eukaryota, Metazoa, Platyhelminthes, Cestoda, Diphyllobothriidea, Diphyllobothriidae. The record is from the annotation of a GenBank genome assembly.
GCACAGAUAAAUCCCUCAGUGCUACACUCCGUCCUCCUGCAUUUCUUCUAUGCCUGGGACUCUGCUCUUGGCGGACUGAACACCUCUUGCUUCUCGAUAAAUCUGGUGCAAGCCCUCCUGCGGGACUUGGUCCCUCUGGCUAAUCAGUCGGCCAGUAAUGGAGUUGCAGGCAAUGCCCCCGUCCUGUCUCCCAUCUCCGUUUUUCUGUUGACCAAAAUCUUCAGUGAAAUCAUCAGUGCUUUGUCAAACAACGACGAGAAGCGCGAUCAAAAGGAACUUCAGGAAGUUUGUCAGCGUCUACUCGAGGCAAACGCCUCCAUUGCUGGCUCAGGUCUGGAUCAGGGCAAUUGGUUGCGCCGAAACAUGCGCAGCCCGUUGAGCGGUCGCAUAAUGGACGCGGACCACCCGCUUGGCUCGGUUUUGAAGAAUCGUCUUGCUGGAGCCAUUCGUGCCUCCUCCCUGCAUAUGUCCCACUCGGAUGCUUCUAUCCCCGAGACUGCCAAGGGGCGUUCUAAAUUAGUGCCUCUAAUCGAUCGGACAGAAUUGAGUCAGAUUUAA